Neoarius graeffei (lesser salmon catfish) is the source of this 4573-nucleotide messenger RNA. RefSeq names its product interferon regulatory factor 10 (gene irf10). Gene Ontology annotation, cellular component: nucleus. Gene Ontology annotation, molecular function: RNA polymerase II cis-regulatory region sequence-specific DNA binding; DNA-binding transcription factor activity, RNA polymerase II-specific; protein binding. The coding region runs from base 83 to 1246 and encodes 387 amino acids. Lineage: Eukaryota; Metazoa; Chordata; Actinopteri; Siluriformes; Ariidae. Gene Ontology annotation, biological process: regulation of transcription by RNA polymerase II; immune system process. The transcript has 9 exons. The record is from RefSeq and is a predicted model, not a curated record.
UUUUCAGUGCACAUGUGAACACACACACACACACACACACACACACACACACUCUCUCUCUCUCUUCCAUCUCAGAGAAACUAUGGAGCAGAAGGAGAGCCCGAUGCGCCUGAGGGAGUGGCUCAUCCGCCAGAUCGACAGCGGCCAGUUCGCCGGGCUGAGCUGGGAGAACGAGGAGAGGACCGAGUUUAAGAUCCCGUGGAAACACGCAGCGAAGCAGGACUACCGGCAGAACCAGGACGCAGCGCUCUUUAAGGCAUGGGCAGUGUAUAAGGGGAAGUACCGUGAGGGCCGUGACAGAGCUGACCCCUCAGCAUGGAAGACUCGGCUCCGCUGUGCUCUCAACAAGAGCUCUGAGUUCCAGGAAGUUUCUGAACGCAGCCAACUGGACAUCUCUGAACCAUAUAAGGUGUACAGGAUAGUGGAGGAUACACACACAGAAUCUGUCAUGAGCUCAGGAAAGGGCAAAGCAUUCAGUGAAGUUCAUGGUCAGGAUGUACUGCACAACAACUCAAAUAACAGCAGAGUAUCAGAAGAGAUACCAGCAGAUGGCAGGUUGCAUUUCUCAAGCAACAACAAUGUUGGUGGUUAUGACAGACCUGCAAAUCUUUCUGUCGCUCUGUUCACAACAUGGUGCCCCAUUUCAGACUUCCGACUCCUCGUGUCUGUGUUCUAUCAUGGCCAACUGGUUCAGGAAUUGAUCACCUCGUCUCCAGAGGGAUGUUUUAUCCUGCAGGGUUCAGCACCGGUGGGGAACGAACGUAUUUAUGGCCCAUGUGCAGCUCACACGCUGUCCUUCCCUCGCCUAGACACUCUGUCCCUCCCACCGGGCAUCGCCGAGGCCAUGAGCCGCCUACUGCCUCACCUGGAGAAAGGUGUGUUAGUGUGGGUCGCCCCUGAUGGAGUCUUCAUCAAACGCUUCUGUCAGGGACGAGUGUACUGGGACGGGCCACUUGCCCAACACACACUCCAACCCAACAAACUGGAGAGAGAAAGGACGUGCAAACUGCUCGACAUCAGCGUCUUCCUGCAGGAGUUACAUCAGUACCUGCAGUCGGGGGGGCCGGGACCACGCUAUGUGAUUGACCUGUGUUUUGGGGAGGAGUUUCCUGACAAAAAUCAACCCAAGAGCAAAAAACUCAUUACAGCACAGGUGGUGCCCCUGUUUGCAAAGGAGCUGGUUGAAGGUCUCCAGACACAAGAUCCUGAACUGAAAUUCAGUCUGAAAUCAGAAGCACAGAAAUGAAAUCCACCCCUCCAUCCAUUCCUCCGUCCCUCCAUCCAUCCAUCCAUCCAUCCAUCCAUCCAUCCAUCCAUCCACCCCCCUCUUCAUCCCUCCAUCCCUACCUCCAUCCAUCCAUUAUCUGUCACAGUAGAUAUAAACACACCCUACACACUCCAGCAAAAACAUUACUGUUUCUUUCAACAAUUUUCUCUCAUUACAGUUUAAGAGUCAAACUUUAGAAUGAUGAACCAAAUCACAGCAGAGAAAAAGGAAAACAGCAUCAUGCUAACUAGUGGUUAACAUUCUUAGCAUGUUUAAAUGUAUUAACUCAGAAUCAACCAUGUACCACACUCUGCUAAAUGUUGCUAUCAAUAAAUUAUAGAUUUUACCAGUAAAAAUGAGCAAAAUGCAAAGUUACCAGCAGUCAAGUUUCCUUAAGUAGCUAACAACCAAUUAGCAUUUUACUAAUAAAAUCAAUUAUUAUUAGCCUACAUAGCAUGUUUGAACAAUGCUCUUAUGCAAUAUUUCAAUUAUCAUUUAAAGUCAAUAACAACUUUGAAAAGUAAUUUUAAAUGUAAUUUUAUUACAGUAAAUAAAAAUGAAAUGCAAUAAUUACCUUGUACAAUAUUUUGGUAAAAAAGAAUGCUAACAUUGCUAAGAAUACAAGAAAGUGGAUACCAGUGAAAUAAUGCUAAUUGUGGGUACUAGCUUUGAUUCAUUGUUACCCAUGUUAGCAUGCUUGUUAGUUACAUAGAAUUAAUUAUGCUAAUUUGAAAGUAGCAUUUCAUUCAGCAAAAAAAAGCUAAUGCUGUUAAACGUAAAGGAAAACACAAGCAGCCAAAAGUAUACAAAUGCUAUUACGCUAAUUCUGAGCACUAGCUUCACCUCGAAAUACUUGGAUUUGAUCUUCUGUAGGCUAUCAAUAAUAAAAACCAAAUGACUGUUAGCACGACCAAAUGAAUAAUGAGAUACUAGUUCUAAUUUAUUGCUAACCAUGUUAGCAUGUUAGUUUCUCUGAGGAAAUUCACUUUGGUUUUAUUUUUGAACAUUUUUCUGCUAUUUUUUUUUUUUUUAGUUUUGCUGGGUUUAAAGAGUGUCUCAGAGGAAACUUGUUUAUAGCUGUAAAUAUUGUUUAAAACUGUUUAAAGGCAAAUGAGUUCAGGGUGUAAAAUGUUAAUGUUGGCAAUUAUGGAAAUAGCAUCGUGCUCAGAAUAAAAGUUUAAAAUUAUUUCGCUAUGUAAACUUACUGGAACUAAUGACACUUAUUUAAAGACUUUCGUUCAAAAUAUAUACAAAAAAGACUAAAUGUCGCUAACAAAUAGGAAACAGUUUGUAUGAGGCAAAUGUGAUGCUUACAGCUGUUGUACAAGCAGAUCUACUCUGUGUACAAGCUAAUAGAAAGUUAGCCAUGUAUUUGAAAUAUGCUGUAGAAUUAACUACAAUUUUUAAAAGAAUAUAUCAUCCAAAGAAUGUCACUGCGCUCAAAACAACUAAAAGUAUCAUGCUAAUUUUGACCAAUACUUCAUGGAAGUAUCUGUGCUCAUUUUGAAGGAAUAUUUAGCUCAAAGUAUUGCAUUGAUGAUGUUUUAGAGAAAAUAUAACUCCCACCAGAAAAACAAACAAACAAACAAACAAACAAACAAACAAACAAAAGUUUAUUUCAGCAUCUGAGAAGAAAAUAUGAGUUUUUGGGGGAAUUUUGGGAGUCUCCAGUCAGCUCCCACUUCAGUUCUCCAACUAAACCAAGAAUCCAAAGAAAUACAUUCUGCUCUUUAAAGUAGUUUAUAUUUCAGUUGAUAAUAAGUUGCAGCUGAUAAAUUUAUUCAGUACAAGUACAGAUUCGAAAUAUAAGCACAGCUAGCGCCAGCUAAUAUAAGAUAAAAACUACAGCCUCUGUCUUGUAAAUAAAAAUACAAUGUAUGAACACUUUCAGGUUAGAAUAAUCUGAAUUUUUUUUUUUGUGAUGUGAAUGCGGAAUUGAAUUAAAGGUGCUGACUGCAAAGUCAUCUGAAAUUUAAUUUUUUUUUUUUUUUAAUUGCACAUAGCAUUUUCCGGUCCCACAAGAACAAUAUCAUGCAGACGAGAUGUGAUCAUUUGAUGUGCUGAGUGUCACAUUUCCCCAUUUUGGGACCGUUUUCCUCCCUCUUGAGGUAAACAGUACGGCUCUCCAGAAACAGCCGAGCGUGAGGAGCUUUAACUAAUUACCGUAACUAUGGAACUGUGUUACACCAAGAUGGCGACGCAUGGAAAACAUCAUGACUCUGCAUCGACCUCAGAGAGUUCUGAGUCACAGGGAUCUAAUCUGUGGCUGACGUUUGCGAAUAGAUCCGUGAAACAAAAGACGAAUACAUGUUUUCUCUGUUACUGCUUUUGUGUUUUUGUUUCUUUCUCUGUAAGAUCAAAAGAUUAGGUGUAGAACUCCAUACCCAGACUCACCAAUCCAAGACAAGCGCUGCAGAUUCUUCGUCAGAUUUCGCGCCCGUUUCAUCCUUCAGUCGACUCCAGCGCUCGAUCUGUCCCUUCACAACAACCUUUAGGUUUCCAUCGCUUUUCUCACACACUUUCUAGCUGAUUCAUUUUCAUAUUUUCCUUUUCUUUUCCGCUGGCUUUUAGCUGGAGGGAGAGCCGAGUCCACCAUGUUUGCCCACGCCGACUUGUUUUGGUUAAAAGUAGAUCAGACACGCCCCACGGUGGUCACAUGAUAUUGUUGCUCACUUGCUUUGGCAAUUUCCGGAAUCGUAAAAUGUGGUCUGCUUUUUAUCUCGGCAAAACAUUUACACACAGGAUACACAGUGUGUGUGUGUGUGUGUGUGUGUGUGUGUGUGUGUGUGUGUGUGUGUGUGUGUGUGUGCAGCAGCGCAGCUCCUCAAUUUCAACUCAAAUCAAUGCUAAACAUCUCAAAACUCCAACAGUGAUAGAAACAGAACAUUUUUGCCCAGAACUCAACUCUGCAGUCAGCACCUUUAAAUCCAUGAGCAAACUUGCAUCAUGCUAAUGGUAUUGCUAAUUUUGACUAGUUGUUAGCCACCUUAGCAUGUUAUUCAUUGUAGAGUGCCAAAAAGAGGGUCUUACCUCUGCCUUAUCUACUCUAUGUGGCUUUUUAAAUCAGUUUAUUAUGUAAAAUUGAUCAAACAGGCAGCUUGGGCUCAGAUUUCAGCUUUUUGGGAAUGUAGCCUUGACUCUUUUUUUUGUUUGUUUCUUUAAUUGCUUUUCUUUAUAAUCAUGCCAUGCAAACUAAAAAAAAAAAAACUGUGAAAUUUUUUUCUGCUAACAUGAGAUGAAAUCUGAAUAUAUUUUUCUAAUGCCAUUAGCAUCUCAUGUAUUUAUUCAAUAAAUAAUCAGUCAUUU